UCUCUUAUACAGAAACACAUUUUCUUGCAGGCAAUACUUUCUUUGUGUGCUGAGCUGAGUAAACUAAUCACCCAACCCAACACGGAAGAACACGAACGAAAAUGGCAUAAACAAAUCAACACACAGAUCCCAAAGCUCCAACCUCAUCUCAUCAAAAUCCCAAUUCUUUUCUCUCCUUUCUCAACCCCCGAAAUUGCUCCCAAUCAAUGUCUCGAAUACUCUUCACUACAUGGAACAAGCACAGAAACAAGCUUCAUCCCAACCCAAAAAUCCUUUCUUCUUCUCCUUCUUCUUCUUCACAUGCCUACUUCACCCUUUCGCCCCAUCAUCAUCAGCAGCAGCAGCAGCGUCACCGCGUCCUCACCAACACCAGCACUUUCUUGUUCUACCAUAGGCUACUCCAGCACCGCCAAAAAUGGGGCCGUGGAGGCUCGGACGACCCUAUUACCCGGUCCAGGAGGAUCCGAGCCGAUCCGAAUUGCCCACGCUGCUCCAGGGACAUGAUUGUAAUUGACAACCUCAAGCUCCCAACUCGCCAGGGAGGUCACCAAUUCAAUGGUACUGUGAACCUUUGCCCCAACUGUAACGCUGCCUAUUACUUCAGCCCUUAUGGCGUUGCGCCUCUUCAAGGUAGCUUUUUGGAGAUUGGGGCUCAGAGGGUCUCUGAAAAAAACGAUCUUGAUGAUGACGAUGAUGUUGAUUUUGAUUCUACUAAGGUGCCUAGGAGAAUCAAUGGGUUUGGUGGUAGAGUGUUGAAUAGUAAUGGUGGUGGUGGUGGUGAUGGGGAUAGUAAUGCACCUGGUUCAGGUGAUGGGAAUGGUGGUGGUGGUGGUGUUGCUGUGCAUAGUCCUCCAGGGCCACCUUUUGCUCCUGGUGUUAAUGUUAUAAGGGCUUCUGGGCCCCGAGAAGGUGGUUCCGGUGGCAGCAGUGGAAGUGAGAAGAGUUCAUGGGGUGGUUCCAAUUUGGGGAGGGACUUGCCAACUCCAAAGGAGAUUUGUAAGGGUCUUGACAAGUUUGUAAUUGGUCAGGACAGGGCCAAAAAGGUUCUAUCAGUAGCUGUUUAUAACCACUACAAAAGAAUAUACCAUGCUUCUCAACAGAAAGGGUCAGAGGCUGAUUCUGGAAUUCCAGAAGGAUUAGAUAAUGAUGAUGUCGAGCUGGAAAAGAGUAAUGUUCUCUUGAUGGGUCCAACAGGGUCAGGGAAGACAUUACUUGCUAAGACGCUAGCUCGGUUCGUGAAUGUUCCAUUUGUCAUUGCUGAUGCAACAACCUUAACUCAGGCUGGUUAUGUUGGAGAAGAUGUGGAAUCAAUAUUGUAUAAAUUACUGGCGGCAGCAGAGUUCAAUGUUCAAGCAGCUCAACAAGGGAUAGUCUACAUUGAUGAAGUGGACAAGAUAACUAAGAAGGCUGAGAGCUUAAAUAUUAGCCGAGAUGUUUCAGGCGAGGGUGUUCAGCAGGCACUAUUAAAAAUGCUGGAAGGAACUGUAGUAAAUGUUCCUGAGAAAGGAGCAAGGAAACAUCCACGAGGUGAUAAUAUACAGAUCGACACAAAGAAUAUUCUUUUUAUAUGUGGAGGUGCCUUCAUUGAUCUUGAAAAAACAAUUUCAGAGAGACGACAUGAUUCUUCCAUUGGUUUUGGAGCACCAGUUCGUGCCAAUAUGAGGACUGGUCAACUAACAAAUGCAGCCAUAGCAUCAUCUUUACUUGAGUCGGUGGAAAGUGCUGAUCUUAUUGCAUAUGGUCUCAUACCAGAGUUUAUUGGACGAUUUCCGAUUUUAAUUAGCUUGUCAGCUUUAACUGAAGAACAGCUUAUGCAGGUUCUCUCAGAACCGAAAAAUGCACUUUCUAAGCAGUACAAGAAAUUAUUUAGCAUGAAUAAUGUCAAACUACACUUCACAGAGAAAGCUAUGAGAUUGAUCGCCAAGAAAGCAAUGGCAAAAAAUACUGGCGCCAGGGGUUUAAGAGCCCUACUGGAAAACAUUUUAACUGAAGCCAUGUAUGAGAUUCCAGAUGUCAAGACAGGAAACGAACAGAUUGAUGCAGUUGUUGUCGAUGAGGAAUCAGUAGGAUCAGUUAACGCCGUUGGUUGCGGAGGAAAAAUUCUCCGUGGCGAAGGUGCUUUAGAGCGGUACCUUGCUAAGAUGGAGGACUCAAAGGUUAAGGGUGAUGUAGCUGAAUCUGACUUGCAAGAUGGGGAACAAGAGAUCACAUCAAGAGCAAUGAGCAUGUAAUGUUUAUGUCUAUACUUCAUACCAUAAUAAUCAAGAUGUAUAAUGUCAUUGUUAUUGUUGUUUGUAAAAAGUAUAUUCAUAAGUUGCUGUAAUUAUCCCUUGUAUAACAGCAUAGCUACAUUGGAUAGGAAGGAAAUAGAAAGAAAUGAAAGAUGUAGCAUUGCUAGUUUAGGCAGCACUUAAUACAAAAGUUUAAGGGUUUUACUUUUCAUUUAAAUAAAAACCUGGCAUUGUGCAAUUUUAAUUGACAUUUUUUAAGUACCUAAGAAUUAUAUUAUUCCUAAUAGAUGGGUA
Molecule: messenger RNA, 2525 nt
Organism: Arachis stenosperma
Lineage: Eukaryota; Viridiplantae; Streptophyta; Magnoliopsida; Fabales; Fabaceae
Product: CLP protease regulatory subunit CLPX1, mitochondrial-like
Exons: 15
Coding region: 207-2231 (674 amino acids)
Biological process (GO): protein catabolic process; protein folding; proteolysis
Cellular component (GO): mitochondrial matrix
Molecular function (GO): ATP-dependent protein folding chaperone; ATP binding; ATP hydrolysis activity
Source: RefSeq, a predicted model, not a curated record